AUGACACGGUCAGAAAGAGAAUGUCUUGCGAAACGCAUUGUACAACACUAUGUGAACAUUGCAAAUCGUCGAAAGAAAAUUAUUGUAAAUCACUUUUUACAAGAAAAAAUACCACGUCAAAGUAUAUAUGAUACCAUCAAAAAGUUCGAAGAAUUUGGUGCUGUUGGUGACCGAUCAAGGACUGGUCGUCCGAAGAAAUUAUCAAAACAAGAACUAACUCGAUUAAAACGCUUGUUUGAUCAUAAGGCUUGCAUUUCAUUACGUCAAGUUGUUCCAGACUUUGAUGUGCAUAUUAUAACAAUUAGUCGAAAUUUGAAAGCUAUGGAAGUUCCAACACGUGCACGCCGGUUAUACCUAACAUUGUUCAAUGGUAAUGUUGAAUUGGUGAUGGAUGAUGAAAAAUAUUUUCUGUUACAUAAUGAAUCAAUAUCUGCUAAUCGUGGUUUGUAUAUAUCUGAUUCAAAUGCUACACCACCAGCAGUGAAAUUCAAACGAACACAAGAACUCGAACCAAAAAUUUUCGUAUGGAUUGCAAUAUCCCAAAAUGGCAUUUCGAUGCCAUUCUUCAAAGAACACCAACAAGCUGUUACUCAAAUGACUUAUCUGAAUGAAUGUAUUAAACGCCGUUUAAUGCCGUUUAUCGAAGAAUAUCAUCAUAAACGAAAAGUGUUAUUCUGA
This is a messenger RNA of Adineta ricciae, 678 nucleotides long. Lineage: Eukaryota; Metazoa; Rotifera; Eurotatoria; Adinetida; Adinetidae. The record is from the annotation of a GenBank genome assembly.